GCACCUUUUGGCUCAGCCCGCCCCGGCGUACCUUGCGCCCCGCACAGGUGCGCGCGCGCCAGCGACUUUCGGCGCGCAGGCCGCCUCUGCCUGCGCGUCCGCCGCUGGCAGCGCGACGAUGCCGCGGGCGAGGCCGCGGGAUGCGGAGGACUGUCCGUUGUGCGCCGAGCCGCUCGACGACACGGACCUGGCCGCCCAGGCGUGCCAGUGCGGCUACCGCGUGUGCCUCUUCUGCGCGGAGCGCAUCACCGCGCG
This is a messenger RNA of Prorocentrum cordatum, 255 nucleotides long. The record is from the annotation of a GenBank genome assembly. Lineage: Eukaryota; Dinophyceae; Prorocentrales; Prorocentraceae.